Acanthaster planci (crown-of-thorns starfish) is the source of this 2964-nucleotide messenger RNA. RefSeq names its product cyclic AMP-dependent transcription factor ATF-3-like. Gene Ontology annotation, molecular function: RNA polymerase II cis-regulatory region sequence-specific DNA binding; DNA-binding transcription factor activity, RNA polymerase II-specific. The record is from RefSeq and is a predicted model, not a curated record. Lineage: Eukaryota; Metazoa; Echinodermata; Asteroidea; Valvatida; Acanthasteridae. Gene Ontology annotation, cellular component: nucleus. Gene Ontology annotation, biological process: regulation of transcription by RNA polymerase II.
UCAGUCGCGCGGGUUACGAGACGUUGCUAUUGCGCGCGCAUGGCGAAAUGCGGGAUGUACAGGGGCACAGGAUGAUGGGGUUUUUGGUCAGGGAGAUAUAGACUGGCCUGGACAUGUUUGUGAUUUGAACAGGUUUGGGAUUUCCCAUAUUAUGCGUUCUUUUCUGAUUGGUCAGUUGGUUUCAUGGUACUGCUCAAAACAAUAACCGAUUAUCUUGCAUCUACUGCGUACAUGGAUUUGCAAUAAACAAGGCGUAGCAAGCAUUCACCCUCAGUGGAUUCAGAAGUGGAAAAACUUCCUGUGUAUAAAUUUAAAGAGAGAAAGUUGGAGCAAGGCGCUGUGGCAGUUUGUUUACAAACACAGGUUGACUAAGCGACUAUUGUGUGAUGUAUGUUGGAACUUUAAGGACUUGGACCAGCACAUAGUGAGCUAAAGCUGAGAACGUUUGAAAACAGCAAAUAUUUUCCAGGAGGCAAGCGAUAUUGCUGCAUCACGCGCUUCCACUAUAAAGACGGCCGGUGUCCGACAAAAACUUUGGCGUUAACAAGAAGACGUACACGUGAUGCUCAUCGGCGAUACAUCUGGUGGCGAAUCCACAAUACAAAGAGACACAACCCCACCCAUGGCAACAAGAAUGGGCGUGGUUGGUUCUCCGACAUCCUCAAGUGAAUCUGGGAGCGGGGAUUGCAGUAUCUUUGAGCCGGAUUUUGACCUGUCCCCACUCAUCAAGGAAGAACUGCGGACUACGAUUCGUAACAGACGGAUCAACAGUGGUAAAUCUGACGACUUGUCGUACGACGAUCCGCCCAAACCUCAGUACAAGCUCACGAAGGAAGAAGAGGAAAAACGUCAAGUACGACGAGACAGGAACAGGAUCGCAGCGGCCAAGUGCCGGCAGAAAAGAAAACAAGAAACAAUGGAGCUAUCUCUGGAGUCUGAGAAAUUGCAGACGACCAACGCUAGACUUCGAGAGGAAAUCGAAAAGCUCCAGCACGAAAAGGAGACCCUGAUUAAGUUGAUAAAUUCCCACCGACCAACUUGUAUAAUGAAAACUGGCAGGGAUCCGAAUGUUGCACACACAGUUCACAGUUUCAAGUAUUCUGUCAGAUGACAUCACCUGUUUGCUCGCGACAAGCGGCGUUCCUAACAUUUUAUAUUACAAAGCACACUGAAACGGAUAUUUUCGAAUCCGUAUUACCAAUAGAAGCGACUACUAUCUGAGUAGGCCUAGUUGCCGUCGGCUAAAAUAAUAAAUGAAGUAAACAAAUACCAAACAAACACAUAAACAAACAAACUAAUAAAAAAAUCAUUAUGGAUGGAUGUAUCCUAAUAUUUUUGUGUGGAUAUUUAUAGGAAAGAUGAUUGUUCGUACAUAAUGGGGGUUAAACAGGUUUGUUCGCUGUACACAUAAACUUUAUGAAACACUGUAUUAUUUUUUGUGAGGUCACUGUAAAUUUGGCUUCUAGGGCUGGUUUUCAAGACCGAAAGCUUUUUGACUUCUCACAGAUUCAGCCUCCACUGACACGUAACUUUGACCCAUUCGCUCUCUUACCUGUCGUAAUUAUGCCAGUAAUAUGUCGACGUACUUAUACAGACACAGACUAUCCCAUACGUCGAUGUCAGCUUUUACACCGAAUUUAGAUACAUCAACUUGUUAAACAAGUUACAGCCCGAGUCUUGGGUGUUUUGUCAGUAGAAGGUACUUUUCCCUUAAGGGGGUUCCAGAAAUUAGGGGUCCAAAAGUGUGACAUUUUUGUGUCCCUGUUACAUCUGACCUUUGUUAUUUGACAUGGAAAUAUUACUGGAAUUGAUUUCCAACUAUUACUGUUUUUUGGCAGGUAAUUUGCAUUUUAUUAGAAAAUGUGUUCUGAACUUACAAUAUCAGACGUCAGAUGGGACAGGGACACGAAAACAUGGACCCCCUAGUUUUUAGAAUUACCCAUAAGUUAUCCUCAAAAAUUGAUGUCGAGCGUUAAAAGUUUAUUUUGCGAUCAAAAGUGUUUCCCGUGAAUGCUAAUAGCCAAUCUCAGUACAUGCUCAAUGUUUAAACAACUAUAACACAAACACGUUAUGUUCACAGAAUUAUCUAACACAAAUAUAUUUUGUAUCUAUACUGACUGUAUUUAUUUAUUUCUUCAUCGCCUUGAUGUUUUAUCCAGGUUUUUAUUUCAUAAAUAAACAAAUGCUGAAGUGAAGAUAAGAUAACUUAGACAAUCCAGGUAUUUCAUUGCGAUUUCUUCGAAAUGUGCAGCCUCCUGUCAAGUAGAUUACACAGAAAGGUGAUGAACAUAUUGCAGGGAUGACAUUGUAUGUAGCAACCAGCCUGAUUAAGUUACAAACAAUACCAGAGGUGCUUUCAAUCAAUUUAGUCCAAAACCUUUAAGUCGGUCAUGUGAUAACAUGCAGAGGUUUGACAAGAUUUUGACAUUUGAUAGGAAAGCACGUGAGUGUUUGGAUGUUACUAUAAUCAUAGUUACUUUGUAAUCAAUCAUUCAGGUGUUAUUUCGUUUAGGACUCAGUUGCUUGUUUUCGAGACAAAUUUUCAUAAUAACAAAGUUCGUAUUAACUAUUACGUAAUAGGCAUUUGUUGUGCAAGUUUGGUUGAACUUGAGUUUAUCGGAAGCCCUAUUGGCUUAAUAUAAGACCUAUAGUUCCCACAUUUCAGAAGUUAUGUUGGCAGCCUUUUAUAAACAUUUUUGGACAGUCUGGAGAGUCAAUGAAGUAUUUCUUGAUUCGCAACAAGUGAAUUUGUUUUACUCCCAGAUGACUCUAAUGUUAAAGGUUAAUGCUUGCUUUUUGGUACAAAGAUCGUGUAUUUAUUCUUCUUAUCACGAGAUUCUAAGUGUUAAAGUUUGUCGUCAUUUUGUGGCCAGUUCAAUUUGAGAAUAUUCGGUAUUGAUUUUGUAUUACAGAACUGUAUUUAUUUAAAUAAAUGCUUGUUUCUUGGUACUGAACCAUAUUCUU